AUGAGUGAAUUGAUUACAGAACAUUGUAAUUUACUUGAACAAUGGAAAGAAAAUAAUCAAUUUUAUCAAGAUAGAGAUGACAUUUUAAAUGAUUUUCAUACAGAAUUAAGUCGUCUUCAAUCAUCAAAUAUUGUUACAUUUCGCCAAGAAAUAAAUAAAGUUACAACAUUAUUAUGUACUAAUAUAAUAAAUCUGAAUGAAUUAAUUUUAACAUUUUUUCUUGAUUAUUUUAUUCAAUUAUUGAAACAAUGGCGUGAAUUAACUUAUUUUCAUGAUUCAAAUGAUUCGGAUACAUUUGAAAAUUUAUCAAUCAUUUUAAAAUGUUAUUCUCACGAUUUAAUGAAUGAAUUAUUAGUUCAAGAAUUUAUUCAAUGUCUUAUUACAAUUGCACGUAUUGGAAAAGAUAUGUUUACGAAUCGAAAUAUUCCAGUUAUAACACGUAUGCUCAAUGCUUAUACUGAUAUUGAGAGUAGUAAUAGGCAUUACUUUAUGCAAGUGUCACAGUUUGAUGAUAGUAUACUAAAAUGUCUGUGUACGCCUUAUACUGUUGAAGUUUUUGAUCAAUUUAAAUUAUCAGUUAAAUCUGAAGAACGUACUCCAACAGAAGAUUUUGUGUUUGAUGGUUUGUUUGGUCAUGUUUCAUUAAUGAAUAGAGAAAAACUUCAAGAACAAGCUCUUGAUUUACGUAAAUAUUUACUUGCAUCAAUAAGUGAUUUACUCGAUACAUUUGAAAUAUCAUACAAUGAAUGGUCAGAAUCAGCUGUUAAAAUUCUUACAGAUUUAACAACAUUAUUUCUUUAUUCUGUACAACUGACUAUAGUAAAUGAUAUAUGUCAGGAUGUACAACAACAUAUUUGUGAUACUGCUAUUCGUAUUCUUGUAAUUCCAACAUAUCGAUCAAUGAAACUUAAUAAUAAUUGUCUUCAAUAUAUUUAUAUGGGAACAUCAAAUGAUAAAACAUUAGAUCAUUUACAAAGUCAAAAAUUAACAUCGACCAUGUUUAAUAUAGCUAAUCUGUUUAAAAAUGAAGGAGAAAUUCAAUUUAAUGUUUAUCGAAUAUUAGCUGCUAUUAUGAUAGAAGAAGAUAUCAAACGGCUUGAUGGUACAGGAGCUAUAGCGAAAGUAUUUCUUGAUCAGUUAACAGAGAUAAAAGAUCGUUCAGGAUGGGAAGUAAGAGUAAGAAAUCUAUUGACUAGUUUGAAAAUUUUAUUACAACAUGAUCAAAUUCGGGAUGAAAUACACACACAAAAUGGUGUAUCACUUUUUAUUUAUUGUGCAACUAUGACAAAAUAUGAUACACUUAUUAGACAACGAGCACUUGAAAAUCUUUUAAUAAUGUCAUUCAAUGAAAAAGUUCAUUUAGAUUUAAAAGAAAAUACGACUUUCAUGACAUAUAUUAAGUCUAUAUCAGAAGAUUCUACUGAAUCAGAUUUACAACGAGCAGCUCAAAGUUUAUUAUGGAUGUUAACAAAAGAUGAAACAUCAAAAGAAUCAAUAGAUAAUAAAACACCAAAAAUGACUUAUGAUAUAAUGAUUAGUUAUUCACAUAAAGAUAAAGAUUUAUGCUUUCAACUUUAUGAUCGUUUACAAAAAGAUAAUUUUCGUGUAUGGAUAGAUCGUGAUCAAAUGCAUGGAACACCUCUUGAAUCUAUGUCAAAUGCAAUUGAAAAUUCAGAAUUUGUAUUUCUUUGUAUGUCAGAUGCAUAUAAACAAAGUGGAUAUUGUAAAAUGGAAGCAUAUUAUGCAUUAGAACGACAAUGUUGUAUUAUUCCAUUAGUUAUGAAAUCACAAUAUAAACCUGAUGGAUGGCUUGGAAUUGUUGUUACAGGAAGAAUGCGUAUUGAUUUUCCAAAAUAUGGUUUUGAAGAUGCUUAUAAUAAAUUAAUGAUUGAGAUUGAUCGACAUCGAAAAGAGAGAAAAAAAGAGAGUCAUCCACACCAUCAUGAUAUACCAGUGACUAUUAAACCAUCAGAUAAUACCCCGUUUAAAGAAGAUAAAGUAAUAGAAAAAAUCGUAUUUCAAGCAAAAAGUGAUCAUUGUUUACCCUCAAAUAUUGAACAAUGGACAGUCGAUGAUGUACAACAAUUUCUUAUUAAACAACAAUUUGAAAAUUUUUUACCUAUAUGUUCACGAAUGAAUGGUACACGUCUUGUUCAAUUGUAUCAGAUGUGUAUGAAGAAUUCACCAGUGAUGUUUCAAUCACUCAAUAAUCAACUUGCUAUGACGAAUAUUGAAAAGAAAAAGUCUAUGAUUGAAAUUGUUGAAUAUUUGCAAUUCUUAGAUGAUCUUAAACCUUUUGUACCGAUUUCACGUGAAAAAACAGAAGUGAUUGGGUCUCGAUCGACUCUAUGCGUAUUAAUAUGA
Messenger RNA from Rotaria sordida, 2364 nucleotides. The record is from the annotation of a GenBank genome assembly. NCBI's taxonomy places the organism in Eukaryota, Metazoa, Rotifera, Eurotatoria, Philodinida, Philodinidae.